AACGGUACCAAAUUUCUUUCCACAUGUAAACAAAAACUAAGAAUAGAAUGACCGGAAGAUCGAAUUUAAAGACAAACCUAAACCUUAACCUUCAUUACCAAUGUCUGCUUCAAUCCUUAUGAGUUCUCAUAGUAUGGCUUUUGCAGCUGCCAUGGCAGUUUCCGGUACAAUAAUUAUCCUCUCGUUUUGUCGUCCAAAACUGACUGCAGUUUCAGUCUCCAAGUUUUCCACCAAGUCUGAUGACCCACAAAAUCUUCGACCUUGUACAUGUUCUGAAGGAAAGAAAAGAAAGAAAAAGAUGAAGAAAAGGGUUCAUUUUGCUGAAGAUGUAGUAGAUCCAGUUGGGAAAGAUUGUUUUGGUCCUUGCGGAUCUCAACAAGAAGAAGUUCGAGGAAUUCCUCCUAAUCGUAUGACUUUGUAUAGUGGAAUUUUACGAGAUCGCAAGCACCGGAUGACUUAUAUUCCGAGUUCAUAAUGCAUCUGAAACUUUACGUCUAAGAUCCAUUUUAUUUUGCGACUCGGGAUUAUAUCACAGUAAAGCCUCACUAGACAAGACAGUAUUUGCACAUUCCAAGUGUAAUCAACUAAUCAUAAUUCCUGUAAAAGUAAUAAGUCGGGUUUUAUAUUUUGGGCUUUGUUUAAAUUAGCUUUGUUUCAGGACUAGCAAUAUAUAAGGCCAUGAAGGUAUUUGGUGAG
Messenger RNA from Papaver somniferum (opium poppy), 696 nucleotides. RefSeq lists its product as uncharacterized. Lineage: Eukaryota; Viridiplantae; Streptophyta; Magnoliopsida; Ranunculales; Papaveraceae. The transcript has 2 exons. Bases 101 to 475 code for a protein of 124 amino acids. The record is from RefSeq and is a predicted model, not a curated record.